CUGCCACUACAAAAUAAGCAUUGUUUCAUACACCUCCAACAACACUAGCUACUCCAUCUAUAUUUCACUUUCUAUCCUGCAUCUGCAUUCAUUUGCCUGACAUUUUCAACAAUGCCUUCUUCAAUUCAAUUUGCUGCGUCUCUGAUCUUCCUCUUUCUCUUUCACUUCCUAAAAGGUUCGAAUGCAGCCAUGUUCACCAUUGUGAACAAGUGCAGCUACCCUGUUUGGCCGGGCAUUUUAUCAGGCGCCGGCACAGAACAGCUGGCCACGACGGGCUUUGCCUUGCAGCCCGGCGAGUCCAACACUUUCACUGUGCCGGCAGCCUGGUCCGGCCGCGUUUGGGGCCGAACCAUGUGCUCCACAGACACCGCGGGGAAAUUCACAUGUGCCACGGGGGACUGCGGCUCCUCCACCAUCGAGUGCUCCGGCGGAGGUGCCAUCCCGCCGGCAACACUCGCGGAGUUCACCUUGAACGGUGCAGGAGGGCUGGAUUUCUACGACGUCAGCCUGGUCGACGGUUACAACCUCCCCACGACGGUGGACCCCGAUGGCGCCAGCGUAGGGAACUGCUCGUCGACCGGUUGCAUGGUGGAUUUGAAUGGAGGGUGUCCGGCGGAGCUGAAGGUGAAAAUGGAGGAAGAAGGAGGCGGUGGAGGGAAGAGCGUGGCGUGCAAGAGCGCGUGUGAAGCGUUUGGGGAUCCGCAAUAUUGUUGCAGUGGCGAUUACGCGAAUCCUCAAACAUGCAAGCCAAGUUCCUACUCGCAGUUCUUCAAGAGUGCGUGCCCACGCGCUUAUAGCUAUGCUUAUGACGAUGGAACUAGCACCUUCACUUGUGCUUCUGCGGAUUACAUCAUCACUUUCUGUCCCUUACCUCCCAAAUCCAAAAGUUUGAUCAAGUCAGGGAAUGGGAAAUUUCCAGUGGCAGUGAACAUUUGGGUAGGACACGGCCACGUGGAUGCAGGGUCAGGCAAAGUCAUGGCGGUGGCAAUUGGCGCAGUUUUAUGGACAAUUUCGUGGCAGCUCAAUUAGGUGGAAUCAGAGGCUCUUUAUAUCUCACUAACUGCCACUGUCAGAUUGCAUAGCUAUAGUUGAAUGCAUAAUUAAGGUGAUGGAAAAUGCAAGAGAAGCAUGUGCAAGUGAUCAUAUAGCGUCCAUGGAUCCCUCAACUUGGAUAGAUAACUGAUUUGCAAGUUGCAUGCUGCAUGAGGAGAUUAAUUUGUUGUUCACAGAUAUACAAUUAGCAGCAGCAGCUGCAGCACUUUUAACUCCAACAACUGAACUAAAUUAAACUUUGUUAUUAAUGUUAACAUUGGAACAAUGCGUACCAGCAGCAUCUGGCAUCCGUGUAUCAUCGAUCUCUAUCUAAUGACAACAAUGUACCAGAAUGAAAACAACAAAACUGGGUGGUGGAAUAUUAGGAUUUUUUUCUUUUCUUGAAAUCAAUUCAUUUAAUUGGAUCAAUAUGAAUCAGUCAAUAAUGUAAAUAUAUAUGAUCUGCCAGCAAUACUUGGAUGGUUUUUAAUUUGUUUUA
This is a messenger RNA of Lotus japonicus, 1531 nucleotides long. RefSeq names its product pathogenesis-related thaumatin-like protein 3.5. Gene Ontology annotation, cellular component: extracellular region. NCBI's taxonomy places the organism in Eukaryota, Viridiplantae, Streptophyta, Magnoliopsida, Fabales, Fabaceae. Gene Ontology annotation, biological process: defense response. Bases 112 to 1029 code for a protein of 305 amino acids. The transcript has 3 exons. The record is from RefSeq and is a predicted model, not a curated record.